Messenger RNA from Pisolithus orientalis, 1916 nucleotides. RefSeq lists its product as uncharacterized. The coding region runs from base 210 to 1493 and encodes 427 amino acids. The transcript has 2 exons. Lineage: Eukaryota; Fungi; Basidiomycota; Agaricomycetes; Boletales; Pisolithaceae. The record is from RefSeq and is a predicted model, not a curated record.
UUUUAACGCCUGUCUAGUGACAUCCCUGAGUACGAACCUGCUUCUCCACGUUUUCUAUACAUACACCUGCUCGUCCCUACCUCGAGCAAUUCUCCAAACACUGGCUAGGUCUCCCGACCCUUGUUCGUGUCGGUCGGUUCUUAACAUGUGAGUGGUAAACACACUUGGAGCCACUUAGCUGAGCCGAUCUAUGAAGCUCAAGACAAGACAUGCUGUCACUCCCCAACAUACCCGUGGAGGUCUGGAGACAUAUUUUUGUCCAGAUCAUCAGAAUACCCGGCCUUCUUCUGACUGACCGAACAGACCCCUUCUCGCCGGUUAGGGAGGCCGAUCUCUUCUGUGACCGAGACCUUCGGACACGAGUAGCAAUGUUACUGGUCUGUAAAGGCUGGCACGGCAUGAUAUCUGAGUUGAUCCACGAACAUGUCCAUCUGACUUCGGUAUGCCAAGUCGACAUCAUGGCAUCUCGCUUCGAACGGAGCAAGUUGUAUGACGGUCGACGCCACCUUGGCACCCACACUCGCCGUAUAGACAUUAGCAUUCACAAUCCUACCCCAAAAGUCAUGACCAAUUUGGCUCGGAUCUUGAGGUGUACUCCAAACCUCGAGAUAUUCACCAAUAGCAAUUCCUACACGACGUUAUCUGUAGGUUCUCAGUACAUAUCCCCUCCAUUCUGCACCUCCAGCGACGUCAUACAAGCCAUCUUGAGUACCAGUGCAUCCUCACUUCGCCGUCUCGAGUGGACGUGCAACGAAUGUCCGUCGUGGGACGAUUUGAUGUUAUUGUUACGCGCGUUGCAUGGCCUUUGCAGUCUCACCCUUGCAAACAUUUAUGGCUCAUACCCCGAAAGAAUCAAGAGGGAGUAUCUCAUACUACCUAACCUUCGGACCCUUAUCCUAGGAGAUAGUCCCUCAUUUUCACAUGCAUCACUUGGCAACGUGCCUCUCAAUACGCUCCUGACGAUGCUUUCCGACUCUUCGGACCAACUCCCCUGUCUACAAAGAUUGGAGGGUUUUUCACCCUUCAGUCCCACCUUCUUGAGCACUCAUGGUUACAAAAUUCGCAUCAUCCGUACCGUCGCGUACACUCCUCUAUUACCAGAUAUCAUCGCCAAGUGCACCAACCUCGAGACAUUCAUCACCAUAUUCCCCCACCAAUUCUUAGAUCAGCUGACACAUUCGUCGCUGAGACGCAUUGGAAUAUUUCCAAUCAGUGAAGACGUGGUUGGAGUCCCCGCGCAGAUAUUCAACGCGUACAUCAUGAAGCCGUUAGAAGAUCUUAUGUGUCAGAUCGAACAGUCCGAUCUGCCUAGCUUGGCUCACGUCCGUCUGAGGAACGUGGGCACGCUCGCUGGUGUCGUCAACUACCCUGUAUUUAUCCGGAAAUGGCAGGACCGCUGGAGAUCCAGGGACGUCCGGUUCGAUGACAAAGGCGGACAAUCGUUCGAUGCUGAUGCUCUAGACGCGGACGAGAGAUCGGCAAUUGAUUCAUAAGGGCACCGCUGAUACAUUUUGCACCUGACUCGUUCGUUUUCUUUUCGUCUCCUUGCGUACUCUUUUACAUAAAGCCGCGCGACUACCCUCAUUCCACAUUGACACUGGUUUUUUCUUCUUUUCGGCAUCAUCAGUCAUAUAUAUGUUAGUAGGGCCCGAGGUCUUCCACGGGCACCUUUCUCACCGCCCGGAGAAUAAUAUCGCCUAUUGCGUACGGUACUUAUCAUCCAGCAAUAUCACACAAGCUAACUGCCUCGCUACACUCCAAUUCCUAGUUAUAAUAUUUGUGAGUCCGUCCGCGGUCCCGAUGGUCGCCCUAGAUUAGCCUAUAAGAUACAUAUCAUGCGAAAAUAGUCCACGAGAAAGGAGUGUUGGUGCUUGGCCCAUGAUGGUUCAUAAGUUAGAUAGCCGUAUAGAUACUAG